AUGAGCAACACCACCCUAUUUAUCACAGGAGGGACAGGCUACAUCGGCGGCACUGUCGUCGACCGGCUCCUCGAUCACCCCGACGUCUCCACCUUCGAGAUCACCCUGCUCGUCAGGACCUUAGAGAAGGCGGAGAAGCUACAAACUCUGGGCCUCAAAACUGUUGUUGGCGACAACUCCAACUUGGAACUUCUGACCAGCUCUGCAGCGAGCGCGGAUGUCGUUAUUUCUAUGGCUGAUUCGGACAACUACCCCGCAGCCCGUGCAAUCCUCGACGGAAUCAAGCAGCGCUUUGAGGCGACUGGCGUCCCUCCCAUCUUGAUCCACACAGUAAGCUUCAACAUCUACUUCGCUAAUGGAAUGCACGGCAACAUCCAAAACAUCAGCAACGACUUCGACUCCGACGCACUCGAAGCCAUCCCAGAGACUUCACUCCACCGAAACGUCGACAUUCCCAUCGUGAAAGCAGACAAAGAAGGCUACGUUCGAGCAUACCUCAUCGCGCCUGGAACAGUCUUCGGCGUUCCGACAGGUCGACUGGCCGACCUGGGUGUGCAGAACAAGAGGUCCAUCCAGUUGUCACUGCUGUUCAAGGCUUCUAUCGACAGGAAAAGAGCGGGUAUGCUUGGGCUGGGCAAGAACGUGUGGCCUGCUGUUAGCGUCAGAGACACGGCGGAUCUGUUCAUGUUAGUUUUCAACAUUGCGAGGACGAGCCCCGACGCACUUGGGCAUGGCCGUGACGGGUUCUACAUUGCAGAAACCUGCCAGUACGCCGUUUACGAGGUGAUGAAAGAGGCAGGGAGAGUGCUCGUCGAGCUGGGGAUAGCCGAAGAGGCCGAACCCCUUCCCUUUUCUGAGGAAGAACUGGCGAAAUAUUUCGGGUUCAUUGCGCCUAUCCUGGGGACCAACUGCGCUGCCAAGGGUGUACGAUCCAGGGCUUUGGGAUGGAAACCUGCUGAUGGAAAGGACGAAUUCAUGAAGACUAUCGAAGACGGGCUCAUGUUAUGCUUGGAUGACACGCCAUUGCGAAUGGCGCCGAAUUCGAAGGAUUAUUCAGAUACCCUAGCACUUUUGCAGCAGAAAUCAACCAACUAA
Coprinopsis cinerea okayama7#130 is the source of this 1095-nucleotide messenger RNA. RefSeq lists its product as hypothetical. The record is from RefSeq and is a predicted model, not a curated record. The transcript has 6 exons. NCBI's taxonomy places the organism in Eukaryota, Fungi, Basidiomycota, Agaricomycetes, Agaricales, Psathyrellaceae. The coding region runs from base 1 to 1095 and encodes 364 amino acids.